AAAAAAAAAAAUAAAAACUUGGGAAUGAAGCGAUGCCAGUCGAACAAUUUUAAGUCUCUCUAAAACCCCGUGUCUCUCAAUCUCUCUCGCUCAAUAAUGGAUAUCGAUUUCAAAGAGUAUCAAUUGAGUUGUGAGCUGCGAGGCCACGAAGACGACGUUCGUGGGAUAUGUGUAUGUGACAACGUGGGGAUAGCAACUUCAUCAAGAGAUAAAACUCUGAGGUUCUGGUCUUUAGAUGCCUCAGACAAGCGAAAGUAUCUUUCUUCUAAAAUACUGUGGGGCCAUACAAGUUUUGUUGGUCCAUUGGCAUGGAUUUCACCGAAUGAGGAAUAUCCGGAAGGUGGACUUGUGUCAGGGGUGGACACAAUGGUCUUGGUUUGGGACCUGAGAACUGGCGAGAAAGUGCAAACAUUGAAGGGUCAUCAGUUGCAAGUCACUGGUGUCGCAUUGGAUGAUGAGGAUAUUGUGUCAUCCUCUGUAGAUCGUACUUUAAGGCGGUGGAGAAAUGGCCAACUUGUUGAGUUCUGGGAGGCACAUAAUGCACCAAUCCAAGCAGUUGUAAAGAUGCCUUCUGGCGAACUUGUUUCAGGUCUUUAUUUUUUUUUACUGACUAUUAUUUGUUAUUAAAGAUGCCUUCUGGCGAACUUGUUUCAGGUCUUUAUUUUUUUUACUGACUAUUAUUUUGUUAUCAAAGUUUUAUUUAUCUUGUGUGUCAGUUCUGUCAGAUUGUGGGCACUUACUGGCCAAGUACUAAUGGAGAUGGUUGGCCAUACUGCAUUGUCUAUUCAGUUAUUAUCUGCAUCUGGACUUGUUGUCAGUGGCAGUGAGGAUCGUUUUGCUAAGAUCUGGAAAGAUGGAAUCUGUGUUCAGAGCAUAGAGCACCCCGGUUGUGUUUGGGAUGCCAAAUUUUUGGAAAAUGGGGAUAUUGUGACAGCAUGUUCUGAUGGAGUUACACGCAUUUGGACAGUACAUCCUGAUAAGGUUGCAGAUUCCCUUGAACUUGAGGCAUAUGCUUCAGAACCAUCAUAUAAGUGCAGCAGGAAGAGGGUUGGUGGAUUGAAAUUGGAAGAAUUACCUGGGCUUGAAGCCUUACAGAUUCCAGGAAGCAGUGAUGGCCAGACUAAAAUUGUUAGAGAAGGGGACAAUGGUGUAGCAUACUCGUGGAAUAGAAGAGAACAGAAAUGGGAUAAAAUUGGUGAAGUUGUUGAUGGACCAGAUGAAGGCAUAACCGGCCUAUAUCAUGAUGGAACUCAAUAUGAUUAUGUUUUUGAUGUCGAUAUUUGAGAUGGGGAGCCGAUCCUAAAGUUGCCCUAUAACCGUUCAGAUAAUCCUUAUGAUAUUGCUGAUAAGUGGCUUCUCAAGGAGAAUCUCCCUCUUUCCUAUCGGCAGCAAGUUGUAGAGUUUAUACUCCAAAACACUGGCCAGAAGGACUUCACCAUCGAUCCAUCAUUUUGUGAUCCUUACACUGGCUCAAGUGCUUAUGUACCUGGACAACCUUCAAGCAUGUCUGCAAUGCCUGCAAAACCUAUCUUCAAGCAUAUCCCAAAGAAAGGAAUGCUUGUUUUUGAUGCAGCUCAGUUUGAUGGGAUCCUUAGAAAGAUUACUGAGUUCAACAAUACUUUGUUGACUGACGCGAACUUGUCCCUGACAGAGCUCGAGAUAUCCCGACUAGUGGCUAUCGUUAAAAUUUUGAAGGACACAUCACACUACCAUUCUAGUACUUUUGCAGAUGUGGACAUUUCUUUGUUGCUGAAGUUGCUAAAAACAUGGCCAGUGGCAAUGAUAUUUCCAGUUAUUGAUAUUCUGAGAGUGACUGUCCUGCACCCUGAUGGGGCAAGGGUACUUCUUAAGCACGUUGAAAAUCCUAAUGAUGUGCUAAUGGAAAUGAUUAACAAAGUCACCACAACUCCUGCACUUCCUGCAAAUCUUUUAACCAGCAUCCGUGCUGUGACUAAUCUGUUCAAGAAUUCUUCCUACUACAACUGGCUACAAAAGAAUCGUAGUGAGAUUCUUGAUGCAUUUUCAAGCUGCUCUUCAUCUCCCAAUAAGAAUUUGCAGUUGUCUUAUUCUACCUUGAUACUCAAUUAUGCAGUGCUGUUAAUUGAAAGGAAAGACCAAGAAGGUCAAUCUCAUGUUCUUUCAGCAGCUCUUGUGGCAAAUAGCGAAGAGGAUAACAUAGAAGUUGAUUCGAAAUUCCGGGCUUUAGUUGCCAUUGGAUCACUUAUGCUUGAAGGUCUAGUGAAAAAAAUAGCACUGGACUUUGAUGUUGGAAGUAUUGCCAAAGUUGCUAAGAAUUCUAAAGAAUCAAAGAUCACUGAAGUUGGAGCUGACAUUGAACUAUUAACAAAGAGUUGAAUCUGUUAAGUCACUGGACUGGAAAAUGAUCCAUGUCCCGAAAAGAUUGGCGAGAUGGAGAUUGGUGGGCGGUGGCUGAGGUUUAUGAUAUAUUUCAGUAAGAUGUACGAGGACCCAAUGGUUGCAUAAAGGGAUUGACUAAUAGACGAACACUCUGCAUGAUAUACGACUGUGACAACAUGUUUAGGACAUCAUUUAUUUUUAAAGGUCCUGUGCAAAAUGUUAAGCAUGUAUUUAGACCAAGAUUAAUUUAUUGAUUGUCUCGUUUUAUAGGAUUCAAUUUGUACCAACUUCUUGGAUUUGGAUUUAAAGAGCCUGAAAAUUGAUUUACACUA
Molecule: messenger RNA, 2690 nt
Organism: Mangifera indica (mango)
Lineage: Eukaryota; Viridiplantae; Streptophyta; Magnoliopsida; Sapindales; Anacardiaceae
Product: phospholipase A-2-activating protein
Biological process (GO): ubiquitin recycling; proteasome-mediated ubiquitin-dependent protein catabolic process
Cellular component (GO): nucleus; cytoplasm
Molecular function (GO): ubiquitin binding
Source: RefSeq, a predicted model, not a curated record